GCUUGGGCGCUCCGACGGCCGGUGCCCCGGCUCCCUUCCGGCGGCCCACGGCGUCGUAGUCCCCGCCGGGGUAGUGCUGGUCCCAGUAUCGCUUGGUCCACUGGAGGAACUCCAGGUUAUCCUGCAUGCGGCAUUUGGAGAGCAACUCCACGGGGAUGGGCUUGUCGACCUGGUGGCGUCCGAACACAUUCUGGAGGAUCUUGAAGUUCUGGAGAUAGGCGUAUUCGGUGUUCACGCUGAACUUGACUCGAGACAUGGGGACAUCCAUGAAAAUCGAGUCAAAGAUCUGGCAGAGCGCAGCACCAGUUCCGCAUUGCUCAAUCCUGGUGAUGUUCAGCUGCAGCAGGUUGUUCACCCACGCCAGCAGCUCUUGUCUGAUUCAUCCAUCAGUAACCCGGACAUCUCAACCGAUCGUGGGAUCACGGGGGACAAACCUAGACUCGCCCAUGGUGGGGUAAUGGAAAUGGAAAUAAAUAAACAAACAAACAAACGAGAAUAGGGGGCCCGGAAACGGUGGAUGGAAUGGAUGGGACGGAAUCAACCCAGAAAGAUAGAUGACACACCCGGUCUGGCGGAGAGUGGAGCAGAGAAGGGGAUUGAAAGUCAGGGGAGAGACGAGAGAUGGGAAGGAAGAGGAGGGAAA
Molecule: messenger RNA, 643 nt
Organism: Aspergillus candidus
Lineage: Eukaryota; Fungi; Ascomycota; Eurotiomycetes; Eurotiales; Aspergillaceae
Exons: 4
Coding region: 255-458 (67 amino acids)
Source: RefSeq, a predicted model, not a curated record